AUGUCCAAGUCUGUUUGCAUUGUCGGCGCCGGGCCUUCUGGUCUUGUUGCGGCCAAGACGCUCCUCCACAAUGCACCCAAAGGACACUUCAAAGUCAGCAUCUUUGACAGUCAAGCCGCCAUUGGAGGGCUGUGGCCGACCUCAAAGACGGAUUCAGGGCGUCUAGUACAUCCAUUGAUGGUUGCGAACCAGAGCAGACACACUGUUCAGUUCAGCGACUUGGCGUGGGAAGACGAUGCGCCGCAAUUCCCCCGCGCGUGGCAGGUUGGCAAGUACUUGGAGCAGUAUCGGAGUAGAUACCUCAGUGGCAAUCCUGAUUUCGAGCUUCGAUUGAAGAGCCGUGUGGCAAAGGCAGAGAAGCGGGAUGAUGGUACAGAAGGCUGGAAAAUCCACAUUCAGUCGGGGGACAAGGAAGAGGCGAGGGAUUUUGACUACUUGAUCGUUGCUUCUGGAUACUUUGGCAAACCCAUCAUUCCCGAAUGCUUCAAAAACGCAAAGACGUCCGUUCCAAUCAUCCACAGCAGCCAGUACCGCGAUUUGAAGGGUCUGUUAGGAGAGGGCAAGGAGAAGGGAGGCAAGAUUCUCAUCGUGGGAGGCCAAAUGUCCGGCGUUGAGAUUGCAGGCACCAUAGCGAGCCAUCUCUCAUCUGCCGUCAACUCCCCGGAAGAAUCAGAAAUUACUGGAAUCGACAAAUACUCCAUUUACAAUGCAAUUCAGCGGCCUAUCUGGGUGUUUCCUCUUUUCACCAGCCCCGAGCCCACGUUUACAGCAGCUCCCUUUGCACCUUUAGAUCUGGGUUCUUACAACGUCAACAACCGACCCAGGCCACUCGAGAAUACGCAGGGCCAUAUCAGCCAAGAGCAUGCAAAUAUGGUUCACACCAUCUUUGAAUCGUCACUCGGUGACCAAGAACAAUUCUCUUCUCUACUGAUGCCUAACCAACAGGAAAGAGACCAACCGGCAUAUCUGGCUGUUAGCGAUUGGUACAGCGAUUUCGUGAGAUCCGGGAUGAUUACUCUGUCAUUUGGCAAAGUUCUUUCCCUGGAGGGCGACCUGGUCACAUUGGAUGAUCAUGGGGCUCAGAUCGAUGACAUAGCUGCCGUAGUCCUUGCGACAGGCUUUGAUCCCUCUCCAUGUGUCGAUUUCCUACCAAAGGAUAUUCUCAACACCCUCCAGCACUCUCCAAAACACCUCAGCCAAGCGCUGGCCUUGGCGUUCCACGGCACCCAUCAUCCAGACGUCCCAAAUCUCGGAUUUGUUGGAUUCUAUCGAUCCCCAUACUGGGGAGUUAUGCAAAUGCAUGCUCGAUUCAUUACUGAUCUUUGGUCUGGCCAAACUGGCUCGAAAUUAGAGGCACUGGAGCGAAAACUCCAAACAGACGACUCCAUCAAGCGAACACUCAGCUUGCGAGAUGACCCUAGGCUUUCACAGUUCCCCAUGGGUGACUACAUGUACCUCAUGCAAGAAUUUUCCGAAGCGCUUUCCAUACCAAUGCACGAAUCCAUCAUGCCAAAGACUCCGACAACCUCUCGCAAUAACCUUCCUCUCGAUACGCUCACGCCCGCUCGAUAUCCGUCACCCAGCGAUAGCCCUGAAGCAAAAGCCGAGGCCGAGAAAUCGUUAAAGCAGACUCGUGAUGUUGCUGUCGAAUGCCUCACAACUCCCCGUUUCGUCGCACGAGGCGUUUUCAGGAGCCUUCUUGGCACAUGGCGGCUUGAACGCGAUCUCAACAGUCGACUUCCUUCCCACCCGAGCGGCAAGUUUGUAGGCACCGCCCAGUUUCUGCUCCGUGAACGGACGUCGGACGGCCUUCAGUGUGCCUCUGAUCCAAACAGCAUCGAUGCUUGCGACGAGAAUGGCGGUGGAGAGGAUCUGGAAUAUCUGUAUAUCGAAGACGGCGAAUUCCAAACCUCGGCUGGUUUCGGAUUCAAAGCGACUCGUCGAUACAUCUGGCGAUACGACUCUAAGAAAGAUGUCAUCAGCGUAUGGUUUGCCAAGCCAGACGACCAGAAGCGCGCAGACUAUCUCUUCCAUGAAAUCGAGUUCGAAGCGCCCCCGCUCGAGGACAACGAGAAGCGCGAAAAGGAAGGCUGGGCGGCAAAGGCUGGACAUCUUUGCAUUGACGAUUACUACAAUGUCAAGUACAACUUUGCGUUCAAGGCUGUGAAUUUGGAGAAAUGGAGUAUAGAGUAUACUGUUAAUGGUCCGAAGAAGGAUUAUACGAUUCAUGGCACGUAUGAGCGGAUAUGA
Molecule: messenger RNA, 2250 nt
Organism: Trichoderma breve
Lineage: Eukaryota; Fungi; Ascomycota; Sordariomycetes; Hypocreales; Hypocreaceae
Product: flavin-binding monooxygenase-like domain-containing protein
Exons: 3
Coding region: 1-2250 (749 amino acids)
Molecular function (GO): NADP binding; flavin adenine dinucleotide binding; N,N-dimethylaniline monooxygenase activity
Source: RefSeq, a predicted model, not a curated record